Messenger RNA from Gavia stellata (red-throated loon), 1526 nucleotides. RefSeq names its product solute carrier family 35 member C1 (gene SLC35C1). Bases 1 to 1107 code for a protein of 368 amino acids. Gene Ontology annotation, molecular function: antiporter activity. Gene Ontology annotation, cellular component: Golgi apparatus. The record is from RefSeq and is a predicted model, not a curated record. The transcript has 2 exons. Lineage: Eukaryota; Metazoa; Chordata; Aves; Gaviiformes; Gaviidae. Gene Ontology annotation, biological process: GDP-fucose import into Golgi lumen; protein O-linked glycosylation via fucose.
AUGACCAGGGCGCAGCUGACGCGGACGGGGAUCCUGCGGAUGGCGCUGGGCGGCGGCGGCGCCGCCGACCCGCUGCUGCCGGCGGAGGGCGGCGGGGGCCGGCGGGCGCCCUUCCUGCUGCGGGCCCUGCGCAUCGCCGUGGUGGUCUGCCUCUACUGGUUCACCUCCAUCGCCAUGGUCUUCCUCAACAAGUACCUGCUGGACAGCCCCUCGCUGCGCCUCGACGCCCCGCUCUUCGUCACCUUCUUCCAGUGCGCCGUGACGGCCGCCCUCUGCCUGGGCCUCAGCCUGGGGGCGGCCUGCGGGCCCCCCUGCCCCGGCCUGCCUGCCCUCCGCCUCGACCCCAAGGUGUCCCGCAGCGUCCUGCCCCUCUCUGCCGUCUUCAUUGGCAUGGUCACCUCCAACAACCUCUGCCUCAAGCACGUCGGCGUGGCCUUCUACAACGUGGGGCGCUCCCUCACCACCGUCUUCAACGUGCUGCUCUCCUACCUGCUCCUCAAGCAGACCACCUCCCUCUACGCCCUCCUGGCCUGCGGAGUCAUCAUAGGUGGCUUCUGGCUGGGUGUUGACCAGGAAGGAGCAGAGGGUACUCUGUCGUGGACAGGUAUAUUCUUUGGGAUCUUAGCAAGCCUGUGUGUCUCACUCAAUGCCAUCUACACCAAGAAGGUGCUGCCGGUGGUGGAUGGUAGCAUCUGGCGCUUGACCUUCUACAACAACGUCAAUGCUUGUGUCCUGUUCUUCCCCCUCAUGAUGCUGAUGGGCGAGUUUCGCACCCUCUACCACUUCGACAAGCUGGGGAGCCUCAGUUUUUGGGGCAUGAUGACCCUGGGGGGAGUGUUUGGCUUUGCCAUUGGGUAUGUGACCGGACUUCAGAUUAAGUUCACUAGCCCACUCACCCACAAUGUGUCUGGGACAGCCAAGGCCUGUGCCCAGACAGUGCUGGCUGUUAUCUACUUUGAGGAGACAAAGAGCUUCUUGUGGUGGACAAGUAACUUGAUGGUUCUGGGGGGCUCCUUUGCCUACACGUGGGUGAAAGGGCUGGAGAUGAGAAAGGUGCAAGAGGAUCCUAAUGUCAAAAGCGGUGAAAGAAAUGAGACUGGUGUGUAGGGAGCUCCUGCACCUCCGUUUCUGUGCCCGAGGGGUUAACUUUUGGUGCCCCUUUCCUCCUGGGGAGAAGAAGAGCAAGAAGCAGGAAAAAAUUCACCUGCAAAAGUGUAUGGGGAACUGUGUCAGGAACCAGAGCCAAAGACCUGACUGGAUCACGUUUUAUCCCUGUAUCGGAGUUGGGGAGAGCAUGUGUUGUAGAGAGCAAUCAGGUUUUUUGUGACCGUUUUUUUAAAAUGGAUGUUGCUGUUGACCUAAUCUGGGCAAUUUGCAUCUCUGGGAUGGGUGGGUUCCUAGUGGACAAAGACUGGGAUGGGAGCUUUGUGUAGUUAGGGAUCUAAAAUUAACUGAAUGAACACAGUCUGAAGUUAUAAAAUCCUGAACUUCCGUGUAAGGAAGAGGCAGGUAGCCAGGCUGUUGAG